Molecule: messenger RNA, 1746 nt
Organism: Epithele typhae
Lineage: Eukaryota; Fungi; Basidiomycota; Agaricomycetes; Polyporales; Epitheliaceae
Exons: 3
Coding region: 1-1746 (581 amino acids)
Source: RefSeq, a predicted model, not a curated record
AUGGUGACUAUUUCGACCAACAUCAACCACUUUCCGCCCGAGCUCCUCCUCCUGGUGUUCAAGUUCUCGGUCUGGGAUAAUCCGAAAGCCGCCGUCAUCCUCUCUCAUGUUUGUGGCGUAUGGAGGGCCCUUACACUGACGAGUCCACCCACCCAACAGACGGUCCGGCAGCUCGUUGCGACGUCCGCGCGGCUGCAAAACCUGGAGUGCGAGUGGUCCCAAGACGUGGUACACCAGAUCCACCACCUCCAGUACCUCUUCGGGCUCCCGAGCCUCCCGGCCCUUCGAGCCGUCUACCUGGAAGCCCCAAUUUUCCCGGCUUUUCCAGGAACCCCUUCCUUCCAAAUCGACCUUCCAGUUCUUCAAGAGGUCAUCCUCAACCGUCUCAGUCCUGUCGUGCUAGGCACCCGCAUCAAGCCAAUGCUCAACGCGCUCGCAUUCGCUGGCCACGGUGGCCUCCGAUCCUCCCACCUGUACGAUCUCCUCGCCUCAGCCCCUUCCCUCAAGAACCUCAUCAUGGAAGACCUUAUCAUAAAGGUUGACCACUCUGUAGACGCUGGCGUUUCUCGGGGUGGUCAGCAACCCUACAAUCGGCUCGCCCUCACGCUGCCUGUCGACGUUCUCGAGUGGUCAGGGCUCUCUGACUGCGCUCUCCUCUGGGGGCUGUUUCGCAUGUUCGAGAUGCCUCAGCUCUCCGCCCUCUGGCUCACGAUCAAGUCGCAGCCGACGCACAAUAGCAUGUCCAUGUCGACGCGAGUAUGCACAUGCGGCGUCCCCGCUCAAGACCCGCACGAAUGCCCGAAGGCACCGUGGAACGACCCCAAGAGCGUCUUCACGUUCUCCAACCUCAGGUCCCUCUCGAUCGUUGUCACAAACGCCAAGUUCACCCCGUCGUUCGGAUUCUGGCCGGUCUCCCACCAGCUCUCCGGGCUCAGCUUUCCCGCGCUCGAAGAGCUGGAGCUAGUCUGCGACGCCGACUUUUCCCCACAGGUCUUUCGCCGUCGCCUGCAAGACAGCAUCCUCCUCACCCCCGGGAAGGCCGCCCUCCCACUCCCGUCCCUCCCGUCCCUCUUCACGUCCAUGUCCCGCAACGGCCCGGAGGCCUUCCGCCUUCCGCGCCUCAAGCUUCUCCACCUCGAAGGCUUCAUCCUCGAUACCACCGCCGCGGGCGCCUUCCUCUCCUGGCUGCCCGCGGUCGAGAACCUGAUCCUCACCAGCUGCCCCGGCGCGGGCGACUUCGUCUGCGCGCUCGCGCCCGGGACGUGCACCGGCGGCCACUGGGGCGCGUUUCGCGGGGCGGGUCCGCACGCGCGCGGCCGAUGGGUGGCCCCGCGGCUCCGGCGCCUGGUGGUCGCGGAGUGCGACGAUGUGCGGGCGGCGUGCGUGCGGCGGGUCGUGGCUGCGCGGGCGCGGGUGUCGCGCAAGUCGGAGGAUGAAGCUCGUGUCGGAGAGCUUUUGGACGAGGCGGGUCGGGUCGGAGAAGGGCUUCCUUGUAAGCUCGGGGAGUUCGAGUGCAUAGCGCCGUGUGCGGGGAUAUCUCUGGAGGAUGUGGUCGCGCUGGUGGAGGUUGACGAUGUUACGGUCGCGGAGCGCGGGAGCGCGGAGGUCGGGCGAGUCGGAGACGAGUGGAAAGGCGGGAUUGGAUUAGAGGACGCGCUUGACCUCGGAGAGGCUCGCGGUAGCGGGGAGACGGGAAGGAGAGGCGACGGGGAGGAGCCAGGAGGCAAUCGCGUAGCGAUACAGUAG